UUUCUCCGCUGAACUUUGCGUGUGGACACGUCUGUUUCGACUGAAAACACCCACAAGGAGGAUGUUGUGAGGAGAAUUUUGAGGAAAAGGGUCCCUAAAUUUUCUUCUUCAACAAAUCCAAACUUUGGAAAAAUAUGAAAACGGACAGGGACGUUGGAGACAUGAGGGGAGUGACUGUGAACAGCUUCGCCGAAGAGGCUCCUUCCUCGGGCAUGGCCAAGAAUGGAUACUUCUAUCAGGAGAUGGAGCAGAGGGAGCGAGACGAGCAGGAGGAGGGGAGUGAAGACCGUGAGGAGGGUCAGGACUCUCCUAUCCCAUCAGGAGAUGACGUUCAUCUCUACGGCAACCAGGCACACCAAGGAGGGACAGAUUCUGAUGUCCAUGGCUGUGUCUUGCUCAACACAUCAAGACGAUAUGUAAAACUGAUGAACUUCGAGGAGGAGGUAAGGGCCCACAGGGACCUGGAUGGCUUUCUGGAAAGGGCGUGUAUUCUUCUGCAUGAAGACGAGGCGUCGCUGGACGACGUGCUGAAGACCAUGCUCCGGCACAUCUCCCAGGACCCACACACAGCUGAGCCUGGCUGCAACUUCGAGGAGAUCAUGAGCUCACUCUUCACUGAUGCUGGCUCACAGGAGGUCAACGACAGGUCGCCAAGUUUCCCUUUCUGUGAUAAUGUGCACCUGUUGUCAGAGACGCUGCAGUGUGUGACAGCUACUGCCACGGGCAUCCAGUACCAGCAGUCCUGGCUCUGCAUCCUCUGUAACGUGAAGAACCUGCAGAGGCGGCAUGUAUGUAUCUCUCGGCUGGACCGGCCUCAGAACUGGGGAGAGAACUGUGCAGAAGUCCGUUAUGUCAUCCUCAUACUGGCACCCCUUAAAAUGAAAAGCACCAAGACAGCGAUGGAGCUGGGCCGGACAUUUGCAAGUAUGUUUUCAGAUAUCUCCUUCAGGCAGAAGCUGCUAGAGAGUAAGACUCAGGAGGAGUUUAAAGAGGCACUAGUCAUUCAGAGGUAUCACCUGACUGCGGCAAAGCGCAAAACUACCACUGUGGAGGAGGAAGAGACUGACCCACACAGUCACAAGCCACUCAAGUCUGCAGUCUCUGCUCACCUUGUGUCUCUCUCUCUGCUGUGCAGGGGGCUCUGUUGUAGAGAUUUUUUCAGAGUGGGCAGAGGCAUCUAUGAGGAUCUAUGUCGCCGACUUCCCUUCUAUCCAUCCGACUUUACUGAUGGCAUAGUGGGAAACAAUAAAGCACUAGUGAAAUACAUGACAACGUCCAUCUUUCUCUACAUCGCUGUUCUGCUGCCUGCCAUUGCAUUCGGCUCACUCAAUGAUGAGAGUACAAGAGGAGAAAUAGAUGUUCAGAAGACGAUUAUUGGGCAGAGUAUAGGUGGAAUCAUCUAUUCUCUGUGUGCUGGUUCCCCUCUGGUCAUCCCCCUAACUACAGCACCUAUCGCUAUCUUCAUCAGUGUAAUCAGGGGGAUCUGCGAUGAUUAUGAACUGGACUUUGCUGCAUUCUAUGCCUGCAUUGGCCUGUGGAACAGCUUAUUCCUUAUCAUUGGAGGUGUCUUUAACCUUAGCCUACUCGUUAAGCUCUUCAAGAGGUCGAUAGAAGAGGUGAUAGCUCUGUUCAUUUCAAUUGCUUUUGUAGCAGAUGCUGUCAAAGGCACUGUCAAAAUCUUCCAUAAAUACUACCAUGCACCAACACUGGCCAAUGGCAGCAUAGAGGAGUUGAAUCGAAUAAUCAGAGGCAUGCCUGUAGGGGAUAUGAACUUGACUGGGUCACUCCCAGAAUCCUUCAUUCUGUGUACACGAGCACGGCCGCUGCUCUGCCUACUCCUCAUGCUGGGAACCCUGUGGGUGGGAUACACACUCUACCAGUUUAAGAGAAGUCCCUUCCUGCAUGCCAAGAUGAGGGAGAUUUUGUCAGACUGUGCUCUGCCCAUCUCUGUGCUCGUCUUCUCCUACGUAGGCUCCUAUGUCUUCAACGAUAUUGGCUUGCCAGUGUUUGAUUACCAUGAGGGUCCAGUGUUCCGAGUGGCCCCUUUAGAAAAGCUCACAGGAGCCAGUGUGCUGAGUGCUAUGGGUCUGGGCUUACUCCUCGCUGUCCUCAUCUUCAUCGAUCAGAACAUUGUAGUCUCACUCACCAAUGCUCCAGAGAACAGGUUACUGAAGGGUACAGCGUAUCACUGGGACCUGACGCUAUCUGGCCUGAUUAAUAUUUUGAUGUCGGUGCUGGGCCUGCCGUGGAUGCAUGCUGCUUUCCCUCACUCCACGCUGCACGUUCGGCAGCUGGCCAUUGUGGAAGAGCGGGUGGAGGGAGGACAUCUCUACGAGACUAUAGUGAGUGUGAAGGAAACGCGGGUGACAUCGCUGGUGGCUAAUAUCCUGAUCGGUGUGAGUGUGUUCCUGCUCCCUGUGCCGCUGCAAUGGAUUCCCAAACCUGUGCUCUAUGGCCUCUUUCUGUACAUCGCCCUCACUUCCAUCGACGGCAACCAGAUGUGUGACCGCAUGGCACUGUUACUCAAGGAACAGACAUCCUAUCCUCCCACUCACUAUAUCCGGAAGGUGCCGCAGAGGAAAAUCCAUUACUUUACUUUCCUUCAGAUGGUGCAGCUGCUGUUCCUCUGUGCGUUCGGGAUGUACCCUCUCCCGUACAUGAAAAUGAUCUUCCCUCUGCUAAUGUUUAUUCUCAUACCUAUCAGGAAUUGUCUGCUGCCCAGGAUCAUUGACGCGAAAUACCUGGACAUCAUGGACGCACAGCACAUGUAAACACACGCACAUUGCACCUCCAACAAAAGGACUCUGGGAAUUGUAUUUCUGAAAUGCAAAACUCUGGGAGGAAAAACAGACUGAUUCUAGUGUUGAACAGCAGGCAUUCUGGUGAAGCACUGAAAAUGAGAGAGAGAGAGAGAAAGAGAGAGAGAGAGAGAGACUGAGCGACAAAGAGAGAGAUUAAUAUAGAUAAUAAUUAAGGCAGACUGUACUCCUGUCUGACUGUUUGACCUCUGACUUCGGUCAGUCAUCGCUUCUCUCAUGUUUUUCCCAUGCCAAAGCUUCUCUGUUUGGUUUGUUCUGAUGCACCUGUGCAGCAUAACAUGGACCAAGCAAUUGAUUUCUGAAACCAUCACACAAAUACACAUACAAACGCACGUGUAGUGGAGUCAAGUUGUCGAGUCACGCUGAUGUUAAACGACCGCGUUGACUGUUUGACUCUUCUCACUGUCUUUCUGAUGCCGCAUGACAGGUCACUGAACAAGAGAGUGGAGUGGAUCUAUCUGUAGCAAUACCUCCUUGAUGCUGACCACUCACACACGCAAAACAAACCAGCUAAACCUCUUUGUAUCCUGUCCUCUCAUCAGUUCAUACAUUAAGUGAAGUCAGACUGUGGGUAUCAUAGACAUUCCAGUGCAUCGCAGGGCGCAUCAUUGCUAAUAAGUACUGAUAAAGUCAGCACAGACCAAAAGAACACAUGCACCCUGCUUGAAUACUGUGUCUCAUAGCAAUACAGUGUUAUAGAAUAUAAAUAUUUUAGAUAUUUCUAAGAGAGACAUUUCUUUUGAGGUUGAUAUAUUUCUAGUUUGGAUACAUGGUGACAUAUUCAGAAUGUAACGUUAGCGACGAUGCUUCAGGGAUACGGGUUGCCGCGUCCAGAUUAAAGUCAAGGAAGAGCUAUUUCCCACAGACCUUACUCAACUGCGGAAUGAACAUAUUGCCAUUUAAGCUUUGCACAUUACAGAACACCACAACUGUCUGCGAUCUCAAAUGUAACCAAACAAGCACACACACAAACAUAUAAACAAAUACCUAUAGGCAUGUGCUUAUAAACAGACUAGCAUGCUGGCUCACAUGCACUCAAUUCUGGCCCUACUUCACACCGGAUAUGGUGGAAUUAAUAAAGCAUGGCUUUUAUAAGACACCAAAAGUUUAAAUUUUUUUUACAAUUCAAAACAGAAAAGGCAUUUAAAAGUGCUAAAUCAAGAGGGAUCAUCAAGGAAUGUCUUAGAAGUGCUGGUUUUUGUACACAAACAUACAGCCUUUUCAAAAUGUGUCCAAAAUCUGGACAGCUAACAGGCUCUUCACAGUUGACUUCAAUACGUGAUCUCUCUUGAUUUGUUAUAGUAAUAUAACCAUUUUUAAGUGUUCAAAAUUGUAUCUUGAAGUAACUGACUGUUUUAAACGUCAUCACAUUCCCUUUUCCAGCAUUGCUGAAUCAUACUCAAAUCCUAAAGUACCCAAACAAAGCUCUUAGAACUGUGCUACUAAUACUGAGAGAGACAGACAGAGAGAGAAAAGAGAGAGAGAGAAAGACCCAGACAGAGGGAGAGAAAAGAGAGACAAAGAGAUUAAGUGACAGAGAGAAAGAGUCAGGCCCCAGAUGAUAGGGAGUAUAUUGAGAGAGUAUAUUGUCGAACUGAAUUUCUCUAUGCUUGGAGCACUGCAGGGUUUUGUAAUUUUCCUGCCUGCUUUAACAAACUGAACCUGCAGUUAGUUAUAGAGCUAAUUCUGGGUUUAAUCAAGGCGGGAAAAACACUUAACAAAUUGGCGCUGUGAGCAUACAGAAAUCCAAGCUGAAUGGUAUAGAGGUGAGCUAAGUGCCCUAAAAUAGGGAGUUUGUACCCCUUUGCUGCAGUGACAGCCUCUGCUCUAAGGCUUUGCACUAGAUGUUUGAAAGAUUGCUGAGAGGAUUUGAUUGCAUUCAGUUACAAGAGCAUUACUGAGAUCAGGUACAAAUGUCAGACAAUUAGUUCUUGGAAUGUGCUUUAUCAUGGUCACAGUUUAUCUGGAUAGCCCCCAAUAGAUUAUCUAUACAGUGGUGCUUAAAAGUUUAUGAACCCUUUGGAAUUUUCUGUAUUUCUGCAUAAAUAUGACCUAAAACAUCAUCAGAUUUUCACACAAGUCCUAAAAGUAGAUAAAGAGAACCCAGGAACCCA
Messenger RNA from Pygocentrus nattereri (red-bellied piranha), 4933 nucleotides. RefSeq names its product solute carrier family 4 member 11 (gene slc4a11). The transcript is spliced from 22 exons. Gene Ontology annotation, biological process: monoatomic anion transport; monoatomic ion homeostasis; transmembrane transport. Lineage: Eukaryota; Metazoa; Chordata; Actinopteri; Characiformes; Serrasalmidae. Gene Ontology annotation, cellular component: plasma membrane; basolateral plasma membrane. The coding region runs from base 135 to 2771 and encodes 878 amino acids. Gene Ontology annotation, molecular function: solute:inorganic anion antiporter activity. The record is from RefSeq and is a predicted model, not a curated record.